Arxiozyma heterogenica is the source of this 2286-nucleotide messenger RNA. It is a transcript of the gene SCH9, whose product is annotated as serine/threonine protein kinase SCH9. The record is from RefSeq and is a predicted model, not a curated record. Gene Ontology annotation, biological process: protein phosphorylation. The coding region runs from base 1 to 2286 and encodes 761 amino acids. Gene Ontology annotation, cellular component: cytoplasm; nucleus. The transcript has a single exon. Gene Ontology annotation, molecular function: ATP binding; protein serine/threonine kinase activity. NCBI's taxonomy places the organism in Eukaryota, Fungi, Ascomycota, Saccharomycetes, Saccharomycetales, Saccharomycetaceae.
AUGAACUUUUUUGGUGCUAGUAAUAAACCACAACAACAUGGAAACCCUACUUCAUCUACUUCGAGUAGUAGUAGCGGAUUUUAUCCCAAAUUUACCUCUCAACGUGCCAUACCAACUAUUGCCCUGAGUUCAAAUUCUUAUGCUAUAGGUACAACCGGUAUUAACACUGAACCUGUUAUGUCACAAAUGAAUAUACAAGAGACCAUUCAGAAUAAUAAUCACAAUUCACAAUUUAUUCAUGGUGACAGCACUUAUGAGACAAAUACUCAAUCUAAUUCAGGUAGCAAUCACUUUAAUCCAACAGAUUCACCGAAUGGAAGAUACUCUGCCAAGCAAUCUCUUGCUAACGCCACAUACGGCUAUCAACAAAAUGAUAUGCCUACCACAACUCAAGAAUCUCAAUCUCAUUUAAGUGUAACAAAACCUAACCCAAUGACCACUGCUACUACUACUACAGGAGGUCCUUCUAGUGGUAUCCCAAGAGGGAAGUUAGAAGUUACUAUUGUUGAAGCCAAGAAUUUAUCUACAAGAAAAUCUUACUCACAACCAUACGUUGUUUGCACUUUCGAAAGUUCGGAAUUUAUAUCAAAUGGCCCCGAAUCCAUGGAUAAUAAACCAUCGUUCAACUAUCAUCAUCAAUCUGGCAACCGCACUGGUCUACCAGUAAUAAAAGAAAAUUUAAUUAAAAAACAACUUUACACACAUAGCUCGUCUUCUCAAUUGAAUAAGUUAAUGGAUAAUUCUGAUAUGAUUACAACUCUUGGAUCUGAUGACAGUUCUGAGAAUUGUUCUAAUCCGAUAUGGCAUCAUACAACCACUUUUGACGUUCUUGGAGCUCAUUCAGAACUAGAUAUAUCUGUUUACGAUGCUGCUCAGGAUGAUAAGUUCUUAGGUCAAGUCAGAUUAUAUCCAAAUAUUCAUUCUUCGCAAAACAUUAAACAUGAACAGUGGUAUUCUUUACAAAGUCGUGUCCUUGAUGAGGCUGUCAGUGGUGAAAUUCUAGUUAAAUGGCAUUAUAAAGCUACUAAAAAAAGGCAUUAUGGUCCACAAGAUUUUGAAGUAUUAAGACUAUUAGGUAAGGGUACAUUUGGUCAAGUUUAUCAAGUCAGAAAGAAGGAUACUAAAAGAGUUUAUGCAAUGAAAGUUUUAUCUAAGAAACUUAUUGUUAAGAAAAAUGAAGUCGCCCACACAAUAGGGGAGAGAAAUAUUCUUGUUAGUACUGCUACAAAUUCAUGUCCGUUUAUUGUGUCGUUAAAAUUUUCAUUCCAAACACCAACUGAUUUAUAUCUGGUCACUGAUUUUAUGAGUGGGGGUGAAUUAUUUUGGCAUUUGCAAAAAGAGGGUAGAUUUAGUGAAGAUCGUGCAAAGUUCUAUAUUGCUGAAUUGGUAUUGGCAUUAGAAUAUUUACAUGAUAAUGAUAUUGUUUACAGAGAUUUAAAACCAGAAAAUAUCAUGUUGGAUGCAAAUGGUAAUAUUGCAUUAUGCGAUUUUGGUCUUUCUAAAGCUGAUUUAAAGGGUCGUACAAAUACAUUUUGUGGUACUACUGAAUAUUUAGCUCCAGAAUUGUUAUUGGAUGAAACAGGAUAUACAAAAAUGGUCGAUUUUUGGUCGCUUGGUGUGUUAAUUUUUGAAAUGUGUUGUGGAUGGUCCCCAUUUUUUGCUGAAGAUAACCAGAAAAUGUAUCAAAAGAUUGCUUUUGGGAAGGUGAAAUUUCCUAGAGAUGUACUAUCUCCGGAAGGUCGUUCAUUUGUUAAAGGUCUUUUGAAUAGAAAUCCCAAACAUAGAUUGGGUGCUAUUGAUGAUGGUAGAGAAUUAAGGGCACAUCCAUUCUUUGCCGAUAUCGACUGGGAAGCAUUACGACAAAAAAAGGUGCCCCCACCAUUUAAGCCUCACUUGACUUCAGAAACAGAUACAUCAAAUUUCGACCCAGAAUUUACUCAAACAUCAACAUCUUUUAUGAAUAAACCACAAAUAGCCGCCACCCCACUAUCUCCAGGAGUACAGGCAAAAUUUGCAGGUUUUACGUUUGUAGACGAAUCAGCUAUGGAUGAACAUUAUAAUAACACUUAUAAUAACAGAAAAUUUUUGCAAAACUCAUAUUACAUGGAACCUGGUUCAUUUAUUCCAGGUAAUCCAAACCUUCCACCUGAUGAAGAUGUCAUUGAGGAUCAAGACGAUGAUAUAUACAUGGGUUCAUCAAAAGGUGUUCAUAAUGUUUCACAUAUGGAUUUCGAUGGUGAUCAACAUAUGGAUGAUGAAUUUGUGAGUGGAAGAUUUGAAAUCUAA